Molecule: messenger RNA, 818 nt
Organism: Zophobas morio
Lineage: Eukaryota; Metazoa; Arthropoda; Insecta; Coleoptera; Tenebrionidae
Exons: 2
Coding region: 205-807 (200 amino acids)
Source: RefSeq, a predicted model, not a curated record
CUAAAAGUAGAAGUUCUUACUAAAAUUCGUAUGCAUAAACUUAUACUUAUACUAUUAAGUAAAUACUUUAAAUUUUCCAGUAAAUACUUAGAAUAAAAAAAAAAUAGGCGGUGUCACUCAAUGAUGACAAAAUCUUCCCGACAUUAAAGCCGUGUGUGCGUAUUUUGUAAGUGAGACCUACAUAAAUCCCCCUAUUCUAUUAAAAUGAGUUCUUCUGAAUCUGAAUCAGAAAUUAUAGAAUCUGCCGAAAAGAGUAAUAAGCAAGAACAAUUUGUUUCAUUGCUUAAAAAGUGGCCGAUUUUAUUAAGUAAGUCGCAAACUCCAGCGAAAAGAGUACAAAAGAAGGAAGCUUUAAAAGAAUUUUCAAAUGCUUACCUAAAUAAUUGUGGGGAACAACUCACUAACGAAAAAAUAUUAAAAAAAAUUAACAAUAUGAAGACGGAACUAAAGAAGAAAUCAGAUAUGAAUAGGACCGGAAAUGAAAAAAACGUGCUGAAAUCCUGGGAGGAAACCUUAUUGAAAUUAAUAAAUGGCACUAAUGAAAAAAAUCCCACGAUUUAUCGAAUUCCAGGUGCUGCAGCUGCCGGAACUUCGAAAGAAGUGGAGGCAGUAGAAUUGAAUUCCGCCCAUAUAACUACUUUGCCAUUGCCACCCAAAAGAAAGUGUACAUCUACAGAACUAGCAGCAGAAACGGAUGAAACUAGAGUUCUAUCGCUUAGCGAGUUGCAAAGGCUAGUGUUAUUGGAACAGUUAAAAUUAAUAAAAAUGCAACAAAAAGAAAUUGAAAAUAAAAGAGAAAGGGAAUAAUUUUGUACGUC